This is a messenger RNA of Erinaceus europaeus (western European hedgehog), 3265 nucleotides long. RefSeq names its product EPH receptor A1 (gene EPHA1). Gene Ontology annotation, cellular component: plasma membrane; neuron projection. Gene Ontology annotation, biological process: axon guidance; cell surface receptor protein tyrosine kinase signaling pathway; protein phosphorylation. Gene Ontology annotation, molecular function: transmembrane-ephrin receptor activity; protein binding; ATP binding. The transcript is spliced from 18 exons. The record is from RefSeq and is a predicted model, not a curated record. Lineage: Eukaryota; Metazoa; Chordata; Mammalia; Eulipotyphla; Erinaceidae. Bases 50 to 2974 code for a protein of 974 amino acids.
GACCUGCCCCAGCAGCCGGGGCCGCGGUCCCAGGUCCCGGCCGGGCGCCAUGGAGCGGCGCUGGCCCCUGGGGCUCGCGGCGCUGCUGCUGCUGCUGCUGCUGCUGCCCCCGGGGGCGCGCGCCAAGGAAGUCACCCUGAUGGACACUCGCAUGGCACAGGGAGAGCUGGGCUGGCUACUGGACCCUCCAGAGGAUGGGUGGAGUGAAGGGCAGCAGAUCCUGAACGGGACGCCCCUGUACAUGUACCAGGACUGCCCGGUGCAGCAGGGGGGGGACACUGACCACUGGCUCCGCUCCAACUGGAUCUACCGUGGGGAGGAGGCCUCGCGCGUGCACGUGGAGCUGCAGUUCACUGUGCGCGACUGCAAGAGCUUCCCCGGGGACGCGGGGCCUCUGGGCUGCAAGGAAACUUUCAACCUCUUGUACAUGGAGAGCGACCAGGACGUGGGCAUCCAGCUUCGGAGACCCUUGUUCCAGAAGGUGACCACAGUGGCUGCAGACCAGAGCUUCACCAUCAAAGACCUGGCCCUGGGAGAGAUGAAGCUGAACGUGGAGCACUGCUCCCUGGGCCGCCUGACCCGCCGCGGCCUCUACCUCGCUUUCCACAACCCGGGUGCCUGCGUGGCCCUGGUGUCAGUCCGCGUGUUCUAUCAGCGCUGCUCGGAGACAGUGCAUGGCCUGGCACAGUUCCCAGACACUCUCCCUGGACCUGGAGGCUUGGUGGAAGUAGCAGGCACCUGCUUGCCCCAUGCCCAGGCUGGCUCCAGCAUACCCAAGAUGCAUUGCAGCCCAGAAGGCGAGUGGCUGGUGCCAGUGGGCCAGUGCCACUGUGAGCCAGGCUAUGAGGAUGGCAGAGAGGACAGCCAGGGAUGCCUCGCCUGUCCCAUCGGCUUCUACCGGGCUGACGUGGACACACCCCACUGUCUCAAGUGCCCCCAACACAGCACGACCGAGUCUGAGGGGGCCACCAUGUGCACCUGUGAGAGUGGUCACUUCCGCGCUCCUGGGGAGGGGCCACAGGUGGCGUGCACAAGUGUCCCCACCGCUCCCCAGAACCUGAGCUUCUCUGCUUUGGGGACCCAGCUCUCCCUACGUUGGGAGCCCCCAGCCGACACUGGGGGCCGCCGGGAUGUCCAGUACAACGUGGUGUGCUCCCAGUGUCGGGGCGCAGUGCAGGAUGGUGGCUCCUGCCAGCCCUGCGGGGGGAGUGUGCGCUUCUCCCCGGGGCCCAACGGGCUCACCACACCUGGCGUGCGCGUGGACGGCCUCGAACCCUACGCCAACUACACCUUCUACGUGGAGGCCCUGAAUGGAGUGUCUGGGCUGGAGCCCUCCAGGCAAGCUAGUGCCUCCAUCAGCAUCAGCAUGGGGCAUGCAGAGCCUCUGUCUGGCUUGUCACUGAGGCUGGUGAAGAAGGAGCCAAGGCAGCUGGAGCUGACCUGGGCCGGGUCCCGGCCCCGCAGCCCCGGGGAGAACCUCAGCUAUGAGUUGCAUGUGCUGAACCAGGACGAAGAACGGCACCAAAUGGUUCUGGAGCCCAGGGUCCUGCUGACCGAACUGCAGCCAGACACCACAUACAUCGUCAGGGUCCGGAUGCUGACCCCACUGGGACCUGGCCCUUUCUCCCCUGACCAUGAGUUCCGGACUAGCCCACCAGUUGCCCGGGGUCUGACCGGAGGAGAGAUCGUGGCCAUCAUCUUUGGGGUGCUGCUGGGCGUGGCCCUGCUGCUAGGGAUUUUCUACUUCCGGUCCAGGAAGGCCCAGAGGAGAAGGCAGCCGAGAAAGCGGGAUCGAGCUGCAGAAGUGAACCCAGAGGACAAGCUAUGGCUGAAGCCUUACGUGGACCUGCAGGCUUAUGAAGACCCUGCACAGGGAGCUCUGGACUUCACCCAGGAGCUUGACCCCAGCUGUCUGGUCGUGGACAUGGUCGUAGGUGAAGGAGAGUUUGGGGAAGUGUAUCGGGGAACCCUGAGACUCCCCAACCAGGACUCUAAGACUGUGGCCAUCAAGACCUUGAAAGACACAUCCCCGGAUGGCCAGUGGUGGAGCUUCCUUCGUGAGGCCACCAUCAUGGGCCAGUUCAGCCACCCGCACAUUCUGCACUUGGAAGGCGUGGUCACAAAGAGAAAACCUAUCAUGAUCAUCACAGAGUUUAUGGAGAAUGGAGCCCUGGAUGCCUUCUUGAGGGAACGGGAGGACCAGCUGGUCCCUGCACAGCUGGUGGCCAUGCUGCAGGGCAUCGCCUCGGGCAUGAACUACCUCAGUGACCGCAGCUACGUCCACCGCGACCUGGCCGCCAGGAACAUCCUGGUGGGCCAGAGCCUGUGCUGCAAGGUGUCUGACUUUGGCCUGACCCGCCUUCUGGACAACUUUGAUGGCACUUAUGAGACCCAAGGAGGAAAGAUCCCCAUCCGCUGGACGGCGCCAGAAGCCAUCGCCCACCGCAUCUUCACCACGGCUAGUGACGUGUGGAGUUUUGGCAUCGUCAUGUGGGAGGUGUUGAGCUUUGGGGACAAGCCGUAUGGGGACAUGAGCAACCAGGAGGUGAUGAAGAGCAUCGAGGAUGGGUACCGGCUGCCCCCGCCCGUGGACUGCCCUGCUCCCCUCUAUGACCUCAUGAAGAACUGCUGGGCCUAUGACCGGGCCCGCAGGCCCCACUUCCACCAGCUGCAGACACAUCUGGACCGACUGUUGGCCAACCCCCACCCACUGCGGACCAUUGCCAACUUUGAUCCCAGGGUGACCCUGCGCCUGCCCAGCUUCAGCGGCUCGGAUGGGAUCCCCUACCGCAGCGUCCCCGAGUGGCUGGAGUCCAUCCGCAUGAAGCGCUAUAUUCUGCACUUCCGCUCGGCCGGGCUGGACACCAUGGAGUGUGUGCUGGAGCUGACGGCCGAGGACCUGACACAGAUGGGGAUCACGCUGCCGGGACACCAGAAGCGCAUCCUCUGCAGUAUUCAGGGGUUCAAGGACUGAACCCCCUUGUGAGGGAGCGGGGGGGGGGUGGUCACCGUCUCAGUCAUGCGUGUCCCUCCCCCCAACCUGUGCAGGAGCCCCCCAUGGAGGCCCUUGGUGCUGUUCUGGCCUUUCUUCCCUGCAAGCAACCCACCACCACCACCACCGGGAGUCAGGGGGCUGAUUUCCACAGGGCGGUGGGGUACCAGUGAGAAGGGACCUGGGGGAGGGAGCUAUGGUCGGGUUUAAUAUAUAUAUAUAUUCAUAUACCUUUAUUUUUGUAAAUAAACAGAAACUGAGUUUUCACUUGUG